Messenger RNA from Microdochium trichocladiopsis, 799 nucleotides. RefSeq lists its product as uncharacterized. The record is from RefSeq and is a predicted model, not a curated record. Bases 1 to 624 code for a protein of 207 amino acids. Gene Ontology annotation, molecular function: 4 iron, 4 sulfur cluster binding; NADH dehydrogenase (ubiquinone) activity; quinone binding. The transcript has 4 exons. NCBI's taxonomy places the organism in Eukaryota, Fungi, Ascomycota, Sordariomycetes, Xylariales, Microdochiaceae. Gene Ontology annotation, biological process: aerobic respiration; mitochondrial respiratory chain complex I assembly; electron transport coupled proton transport.
AUGGGAACUGCCUUGCUUGGUCAAUGUCUGCGUUUCCGGGCCAGCGGUGCUGUGCCUCGUCUCGGAGACAAGGAAGGAGGUUCAAGUCUGGUGGGUUCGCGACGCAGGCACUCUCUGCACACAUCAGCUCACCGUUUCAACGCAUCGCCAAGUACAGAACCAUCGAGGCUGCCCACAAAGCGACGGGAGAUGCCGCUGGACCUGAAAGACAACUCUGCAGCCGAAUAUGUCCUCACAACAAUGGACAAGCUCACCAACUGGGCCCGCACCGGCUCCCUCUGGCCGCUGACCUUCGCCCUCGCCUGCUGCGGCAUCGAGAUGAUGCACGUCUCCAUGCCGCGCUACGACAACGACCGGCUGGGCAUCAUCUUCCGCGCCUCCCCGCGGCAGGCCGACGUCAUGAUCGUGGCCGGGACCGUGACCAACAAGAUGGCGCCCGCGCUGCGGCAGCUGUACGACCAGAUGCCCGACCCGAAAUGGGUCAUCUCGAUGGGCAGCUGCGCCAACGGCGGCGGGUAUUAUCACUACUCGUAUAGUGUGGUCAGAGGAGUGGAUAGGGGGAUACAUGUCUUGCAGAGGAAGAUUCGAGGGGAAAGGAAGGCGAGGAUGUGGUAUCGAAAGUAGGGCUUGGAAAAGACGUUUGCAUGCUCUUGGGUUGAGGAAUCGCGAAGAGGGCCCGAGAACGGCAUGGACGAUCUCGGAAUUAUUUGAGUCGGUGUUGAGCAUGAAGAAGUGUUUUGCGCUCUUGCGAGCGAGGGAUCAGUAUUGUUGCAUGGCAUUGAAUCGCCGUUACCUCUGG